CCAUGUCCGGUAUUCACGAGCAUUGUUGACUUUCUGAACGAGUGCGAUACAGAACCGAUUGAUGCAAAGGUAGACAGAUAUACAAAAGGUCUCGAGAAAAUCGCUAACAAUCAACAAGGAGAAAGGGGUGAAAGAGCACAAUUGCUUCUCAACUUUAAAAAGGCAAAUGAAAAUUUAAUUUUUAUUGAAUCAAUGAAAAAGUGGCGUGAACGGAGGCUUUCUAGGUUGCCGCCAGUAACAAAUCGUGUACCAAAAAGAGAUCAUGAAGAAUCCGACGACGAUUUCAUGCUUGUCCGUGAACCAAAGCGGAAAAAGCAGUUAUCUAUUUCGAAAAAGGAUAAAGAAUCUAAGGAACAAGUUAAAUCUGAGAAGGAUGAGAUCAGUGUUUUUUUUCAAAGUUCCUCUGAGCAAAUAGCGUCAAAUCUGCAGAAAGCAGAUGUUUUAGAUAAACAUGAUUUGAAGCACAUUAAGCAAGAUAGUUCUAAACGAUUAUGUGAGGGUGUGCGCGAUAAUGAAGGACGGUUCAAUAUUACCAUUAGGUCAUUGGAUUAUGAUUAUAGUAUAGAAGAUACAGAUUAA
Messenger RNA from Funneliformis caledonium, 579 nucleotides. The record is from the annotation of a GenBank genome assembly. NCBI's taxonomy places the organism in Eukaryota, Fungi, Glomeromycota, Glomeromycetes, Glomerales, Glomeraceae.